This is a messenger RNA of Fasciola hepatica (liver fluke), 357 nucleotides long. The record is from the annotation of a GenBank genome assembly. Lineage: Eukaryota; Metazoa; Platyhelminthes; Trematoda; Plagiorchiida; Fasciolidae.
AUGCCGUAUGUUCAUGACUUGUUCGAUGAUCUGCGUGACGGCCGAGUGCUUUUGCGAUUGCUAGAACUACUAUCUGGCAAAUUUCUCGCCGAGCCACAUCAGAGUCACAUGCGUAUUCAUCAAUUGGAGAAUGUGAGCAAAGCACUGCGAUUCCUAUGCGCUCAGGGUGCUCAUAUAGAGAAUUUGGGUGCACAAGACGUCGUGGACGGAAAUCCCCGAUUGACUCUUGGAUUGAUUUGGACCAUCAUUUUGCACUUCCAGGUUCAAACAAUUAUGUUGAAAGAAUCCGACGAGACCGCUGAAAACGGCCGGAUAUCCACAAGUUCACGUGGUCGACUUCACAACAAGCUGGCGUGA